Molecule: messenger RNA, 4116 nt
Organism: Scaptodrosophila lebanonensis
Lineage: Eukaryota; Metazoa; Arthropoda; Insecta; Diptera; Drosophilidae
Product: atrial natriuretic peptide receptor 2-like
Exons: 8
Coding region: 186-3989 (1267 amino acids)
Biological process (GO): protein phosphorylation; cell surface receptor protein tyrosine kinase signaling pathway; positive regulation of kinase activity
Cellular component (GO): signaling receptor complex
Molecular function (GO): transmembrane receptor protein tyrosine kinase activity; ATP binding
Source: RefSeq, a predicted model, not a curated record
AUAUAUAUUUCUUAGUUUUUCUUUCAGUCACAUAAUAUGACCUGGUCGGCAUGCAACAAAUAUUUCGUCAGUUGCCUCGUUAUCGCUUUCGCCCAUACGAAUUUGAACACUAGUCACUUUGCUGCGUUUCGUCUUUUCGUUUUGUUUAUUGUGAAAGUGCCAUUAUAGUUAUUGAUUAAAUAGCAAUGGAUACACGACGCACUUUAUUUAUUUUCACAGUACCAGAUUUUAAAGUUUCAAUCGUUUUUGCGAAAACAUUGUUUAUUGUGUUGCUGAUGGUAUCGCAAGUGGAAUUAUCAUUUCGUUGUUUUUCCGAUGUAUCUAUCCGAAAGCCGAUAAUUGGAGAAGUUGGCAUUGGUCUUCAGGUAACAAAACGGGCUUCUCAUCAAGUGAUGUCUCGCAUUUUCUCAAUUUUCCUAGUGGAAAUUUUAAACUAUAGAGAUGUGAAGAUCAUUCCAAUAGAGUACAAAAAUGCAUCUGACCCACAGAACGCUUGGUAUACUUUAGACUUUGUAAGACGGCACAAUAGAUUUCCUAACAUUAGCAUGAUCAAUUUGGAAGUUUGGAUGCCAUACUCUGCUUACAAGCUACCACCAGAAAACAUCUCAGAUGCGGGUGCAUCGUUAACACCUGGACGCUUUGGUUGGUUUGUACCAACAGCACAGAUUGCCUUAGGACCAAAAUCUGUAUUUAGCCUGCAUUAUGAGGUUUUCAGGAACAUAAGCAAUAUAUAUUAUAACCUUUAUGUUAUUGAAGACAGCAUAAUUAAUGAUAUAUUUAAGGACGAGAGUGUUGAAAAAUUUGAGAGCACAAAAUGUGUAAAGCAACGAUGUGUAACAAUAAUCGGAGAAUUUCGACAAGAAUCAAUGUUUGUUGAAAAUUAUUUGAUUGAGUCUGGUAGCUUCGUCAAUGUUUUAUGGAUGGGACACAAAUUUCGAGAAACUGUAUCAAAACUAAACCAAUUGUAUAAAACUAUGUACUCAGAUGGAUCGAAAAGGUUUAUUAUAUUACAUUGGACCCCAUCAGAUAUAAUUGAUGCUGGCAUUAAGUACAUGCAAAUAACAUUGCCAAGAUGUGAAGAUUUCGUAUCUUUAGAACGUUUUAAUUGCAAAUAUGAGCUCACAUCUAUUCUUAAAUAUCAUGUAAGCAGUUUACAAAAUGAUAAGCGUCUGAUCUAUGCACUACGGAAUUUUUUUAUAAGUGAUGAGGACCUGCUUAAUAUCAUGAGUGAUUUAAAUACCCAGAGAGAGAAGUUUUCAACCGUAGAGGAUGCCUAUGAUCGCGUCGCUUGUAACUGGUUACGUGGUAAUAACCAAACCUACAGCAACUGGAUUAAUAAAGACCCAAUAACACUCUGGAUCGGUGGCAUAUUUCCUUUUAAUACGUCAAAUGAAGCAUAUAAAAAUAUUAAUAGAGCAGUGUCCAAUGCUGUUUCUGCUAUUAAUAAGAACAGGAAUGUGCUUUCAGGCUACAAUUUGAAAGUUAUGGAGAACAAUGAGCAGUGCAUGUCGGAUGUGGUUAUGAAGGCGUUCAUUCACUAUUUUAAUUUGCCUAAUAUGCUUGGUGUGUUAGGACCUGCUUGCAGUGAAACUGUUGAGCCUAUAGCUGGUAUUUCAAAACAUAUGAAUAUGAUGGUCUUAUCAUACUCAGCAGAAGGCGCUUCAUUUGUAGACCGGGCUAAUUAUCCAUAUUUCUUUCGUACUAUUGGGUCCAAUAUGCAUUAUGUAAAUGCUUAUUUAUCCAUUAUGAAAAAACUAAUGUGGCAGCGUGUAGCAGCCAUAACUGAAGGGGAUCAGAAAUAUUCCGAGUAUAUAUCCCACAUGGAGAAAAAAUUGAAAAUAGAAAAGUUAAAGUUAAUAAUUCAUCGGAAACUUCGCAUUGAUGUGACACCCAUGGAUGUGAAAGAGUACUUACUCGAAAUAAAGGAGUCACACGUUAAAAUCAUCAUAGCAGAUAUUCAUAGAAAGACGGCAGCAAUUACAUUUUGUGAAGCUAAGAAAUUGGGAAUGAUCCAGAAAGAUGAAUAUGUGUGGUUUUUACCUUCAUGGCUUUCAAAGGACCCUUAUAUGUGGCAGGUUUUAGUGAAUAAUAGUUGUACGUCUGAUGAAUUCAUAGAGGCACUUGACGGUCAUUUUAGUAUAAUGCACACUCCGUUUGGAAAUCCCGAAGCAAUCAUGCAGGAGGGAAAAACUAUAAGAGAUUGGCUUGAAUUAUAUAACAUUACGCAUGUGGCUUCCUCGAAUUACAUUGGCUUUGCCUAUGACGCCGUAUGGACUUAUGCAUUUGCCGCACAAAAGCUAUUAGAAUGGGAUAAGGAUGCGUUUUUCCGAUUGAGAUCCACUGAUGUGGUAAAAAAAUUGGCGGACCUAAUAUGGGAGACUGAUUUUUAUGGAGUAUCGGGUAAAGUAAAAUUUGGCCGAGGUGGGUCAAGGAUAAACAUUGGCAUAGACAUUUUACAGUGGAGAAACAUGGACUAUAAUAUUGUUGGAAAGUUUUCCCUGACGGGAGAGGGCUAUGGUGAAAACAUUAGUAAAAACGUGAGGAGUGGACAGUUAUUAUUUAACUUAUCUAAAGUUCAUUGGUUGAAAGAUCGAGUACCACAGGACGGUAGAUACGAUUGUAGAUUUUCAUUCUUAGCUCAAACAUUAAAAACUGAUUGUGAUACUACUACAAUGCUAUUCUCCAUAAUCAUGUGCAUGAUUUCUGUAAUAUUCAUAUCGGUAAUAUCUUUUAUAUUUUUGAAACAACGCUAUGACCGAAAAUUGAAGCGAUCAGCUAAGAUUAUGAAAACUUUUGGAAUAGAUCUUUCGGCACCAUCCCAAUAUAACAGCAAUAGCCUGGACAAGUGGGAAAUACCGAAAGAUAAUGUUGUAGUUAAUAGAAGGUUAGGAGAAGGUGCAUUUGGUACGGUAUAUGGUGGUGAGGCUCGGCUUGGUUCUGGAAACUGGACUGCAGUUGCCGUAAAAACACUGAAAGCUGGUGCAUCCACCGAAGACCGUGUUGAUUUUUUAUCCGAAGCUGAGGCAAUGAAACGGUUUAAUCAUAAAAACAUAAUACAAUUGUUAGCUGUGUGUCUUCAAAGCGAGCCAAUUUAUUCUAUAAUGGAGUUCAUGCUGUACGGAGACUUGAAAACGUUCCUAUUAGCACGACGGAAUAUGGUUAAUGACAAGGUUUCCGAUGAUUCCGACAUUUCAUCAAGGCGCCUUACCAUGUAUGCAUUGGAUGUUGCACGUGGAUUGGCUUAUCUGGCGGACCAGAAAUACGUGCAUAGAGAUCUUGCAUGCCGAAAUUGCCUUGUAAAUGCGCAACGGGUAGUUAAAAUAGGCGACUUUGGUAUGGCUCGUCCUACCUUUGAAACAGACUAUUAUCGCUUCAACCGAAAAGGAAUGUUACCUGUACGUUGGAUGGCACCCGAAGCACUGGCGCUGGGACGCUUUACGCCCGCUUCUGAUAUAUGGUCAUUUGGAGUUGUGCUAUUUGAGAUAAUUUCCUUUGGUUCAUAUCCCUACCAAGGGCUUACUAACAGCCAAGUACUCGAAUUUGUCAAAAAAGGAAACACAUUAGAAAUACCAAUAGGUAUCAAGCCACCAUUAGUGGGACUUAUAAAUGCUUGUUGGAGUCAAGAAGCUUCUAAGCGCCCGACAGCUUUAGAGGUAAUUGACUUCAUUUUAAACUAUCCAAGACUGCUGACACCCUCAUUGGACUUCCCUGGUGCUGCCGUCGAAUUUCCGGAGAAAGAUGUCGAUCAGUUACAGCUACUGCCACAACUACAAAUAAAUUCACCCCUCAAUUCUGCCACUACACUCGGGAUACAAAAGCAUACGCUUUUUUGCGACCAACACUCAUCGGAGCUAAGCACCAAGAGUGAAUCCUGUCCCACCGCCUCACAUCAAAGCAGCCCAUGUACAUGUUCACCCAUUGCCCCAGAUGGAUAUAGUAUUAUGUGCCCUCUUCUAAUCAAUCAGACCUGCGACAGCUCUGGGUCGUAAGCUUAUUUAAACAAAGCCCAAUUAUAACAUAUUUUCAAAAAAAUAUUAUUUGCCUUAUCAGUGUAUGUCAUUAAUCCAUAUUUGCUUAAAAUUGAGAUCUCCGUUUUCAAUAAAUGAUUAAAAAAUA